AUAAUGUCCUGUCUAAUGGCAAACAGUUGUCAAGACGUAAAGGACUAAAGCAAUUACACCGAGUAAUUGCCUAACUUCGCGUUGUUUACACCUAAUCUUCGAUUUACUUCACACUAACUCUCGGACGAAAACGAACAAAAGUCGAAGGCGAGUCCGGGAAAGACUCCGCAAGGGGGAAACAAGCACAUUUCCACAGAAGGCAAGGGGUAAGCGAAAAUUAAAACUGAGACUCCGAGCGAAUAAUGAGCUCCGGUCACAUGGCAUACCAUAUGGAGGCCCAAAGACGGCAAAGAGUAUUGGAUAAAAAACAUGCCGCCUUGGACAGAAUGGCAAGGGAAAAGGUCAGGAAAAUGAAAACACACGCUUUUAUUUAAUUAAACUGGUAUAUCAAUAUAUGGUUUAAUAUAAUGUAGAAUAUUCAUCGUAUAUAUAGUGUGGCUUUCGUCUGCGGGUUGUCCCAUACGAAAUGUCGGCUGGUAGUAGUCGUUUAAUUUAGACUGGAGUAGCCCCAAGUAGGUAAUUGGUUUUUACUACCAUUAUUGCAUUAGUUCUAUAAAGUUCCUAUUGUGAAUGUAAUAUUCAUCCUGAUAUAUUUUGUGAAAAAGCUUGAGUUGACUUCAUAAUUCACAGCACGCGCCAUUUAUUGCCAAGGCAACCGGUGCAUGCAAAACUUCAACAAAACAUUUUUUUAUAAAAUGAGAGCUUUUCUUGAGAAGGGAAUCUUGGAGGAUUCCUAAUUGUAUAUUAAGUUUAUGUGUUGGUUGACAAGUGUGAUACUCGUCCUCAGACAUCAAUACAUCAUUCCCAAUAUUAAAGGUCGCCAAAUAAUUUCGUUACCACUGAUGAGUACAUGUAACCCCGCAUGCACGACUUUACAAAUAGGCAUAUGUCAACAAGAUUUACUUUAUAAUGUAAUUGAUUGAUUGAAAAGUGAUCUCCGUAAAUGGUUGGGUUCCCGGGUUCGUCACCAGCUACUGCUACGCCAAUACUGAAAAGUUAAUGCACACUUUGUAACCCCCUCUCCCCCAGUUUAGUGUUAUCAUUAUCAGAUUUUGUAUAGAGGGAAAGGUCAAAGGUAGUCUCAACCAGUAUGUCCAGGAUUGUAGUUUGAGCUAAACUCUGAAAUAGGAAAACCAAGCUUAAAAUUAAUAGGUUAAUUUUCGUAGUGUUUUCAGGCUUGGGAUUGUUUUUCUUAUUUGCCCCGGUAUAUGGUUAGUUUUAAAAGCUUAAAGGUUGCCACUUUCCCUUACUGAAGGUUGCCACUUUGAUGUGUUUUCGUAAGGCCUCUGCACAAAGAUGAUGGGGGGAUACCAUCCCCACCCCGGGUGUAAAGACAAUAUGCUAUACAAUAUCCAAAAUGCUAAAAGGGGAAAGACGACCGAACUGUAGGGAGCCACCUUUAAGUCAAAUACCUCGUCUCUAAAACGGUUGCCUAGCAACAUUUCAUGACUCAACAUUUUAAAAACAAACAUGGCGUUCGCAUUUCAUAUGGAAGCGUUGCGAAAACAGCGUGUACUUGACAGAAAAAAUGAUGCUUUGGACAGAAUUUCACUUCGACAGGUAAAAUAAGAAAUUUCAGCAGUCCAUAUUGACAAAUUUGAGAAAAAUUAUAUUCUUUACGUAUUGAAGUUCACAGCAAGUUUUUGAUUUUGAUGUUGCUUUACUGUAUAAAUACUUGCUAUUGUUUAUUUAAACUAAAUAUAAGUUUUUUAAAGUUCAGAUUACACAUUUUAUUUGUUAUCAGUAUUAUACUAUUAUGUAAUAUUCUCACGCUUUGCUGAUCACAUGCAUUCAACAGACAAAACAAAUGCUAAUCAAGAAACUAAUCUUCUCGAAACGUCCCAGACUGUUUAUAUAUUAAAAUGUUUGGUUUUUGAAAUUUCACCUGAAUUUAAAUCCACGCAUUUUCAAGACAAUCGUACAAAAUCUGCACAUUUUUGAUAAAAUUAAUGCAUUUAUUUAAACUUGUAUGUAGUGAGAGCAAGUUUCAUCAUAGUCUUUCAAAACAUGGUUUGGAAACUUCGCUAAAGUCUUUGUUGUAUCUUUUUGUUCGCGUUUAUGCAGUUUUGUGCACGGUGCACGGUCAAUUUCAGUAUAAUGAACGAAUCAUCCAAUAGCAACGUUUCAGUUCAGUCAUUCAACCAUGCUAUUUAAAUGUUAAUAAACCUAAAACAAAAGAUGUAACAACCCGCUAUGAAGUUUACUGAGUUUCCAGACCAUGUCUCGAAAAACUAUGGUUUCAUACACAAAAACACAAUUUAGUGCUGUAUAUGACUGCCUGGAUUCCAUGGCCUAUGGAUUAUGGAAUUAUAUCUCAAUCAAUUCCAUGGGUGCCCAUCCCCCCUCCCCCCACCCCGAGCGUUUGACGGGCAUUGUCAACUGUAUUUGUUCUCAGGGUCGGGCAUUUGCUUUCUGCAGGUUAGCCCCAUUGUGGGAAAUUUGCUUGAGGCUAAAAAGUCGAGUAUUUGUCGCUUGUUUCGCCAUUUAGCCAUAUUUUAGUAUGCACGUUUACAUGUGCGUGUACAGAUAUAUUGACUUAAUUCCACAGUUUGAUAUUGUUAUCAAUCUCGUACCCAGAGCAAUGCCUGUGCGUGGGCUAGGAUGGCAUUGGCUCUAGCCUGCGUAGCAGGCGCUAUUUAGGGGGGAGGGCGAGGGUGGGAAAAGCUAGGGGGGAAUGCGAAGGCGAGAGCGAGGAAAAAUGGAAGGGGCGAGAAAGAAAUAGCGCCUGCAGGAAAGCCAUAUGUUUUCCCAUCUGCCCAAGUCCCGCCCAUUAAAAAACAAGCCAAUCAGUGAUUAGACGCAACUAACGGUUUUCCCAAUGACAGAUCUGGUUUCACAACAGUAUGCAUAAUCAUAGUUAAUGCGCGUGUAUACUAUAAAGUGUAUUUCUAUGUUUAAAACGCCAAAAAAUUUUGUAAAAAAGCGGGUAGAAAAGCGAAAUAGGCAAGCGCUAACGAUACAUGCAGGUUUUGCAACAGCAAUCUAAAAGCAGUAUGUGAAAGUGAGCCUUCCUUUGAAAAUUUGUUUAAGCCGUCAGACAGACAAUGCAGUCAGAAUUUGAUUUUAGCGAACGCGUGCGAGUCCAUUGGCUUUAAGUUGAAUCGAAGCGAAACUUUAUCGGAUCGAGUGUGUAAACCUUGUAAGGAAAAUAAGGAACGUUGCUGAACUAUAUAAAUUUGUAAAGGAAGAACGAUAAUUAAAGAACAAAAUAAUACGGUUUCAGAUGAUCUGAGCGAGAUAAGCAAAACGCAGUUGCCAAGAAAUCACACAACGGAAGUGUAUAAAGAAAGAAAUUAAAUGUGUGUGUCAAAUCUAGUACUAGAAAGUCUUUUCCUCGACACAGAAGAACGAGAUUCCCCAUCGCAGGACAAGUUGUUAACAACAACGACAGCAACUCGAAGCGGCAACUUUCUUGAUCAAUUUAUAGCGAAUAGGCUAAGUUGAAAGUGAUUAUAGCGUAUAAACUAUAGUGAUUAUAGUAAUUAUAGUGAUUUAAACAUCCACGGACGUGAAACAUUGCCAUUCCAUAUCUUUUGGCUGGUCUUUAAUAUAAAUGCUAUUCAAUGGGGAUAUUACAAUAAUAGCUGCUUUCCCUGACGUAUGAUAAUCACGCGCUCGUACGAAAGCUUGGUAAAUCAAACUUUUGCCAUAAACCUGUCGGUAAUACAGCAAAAACAUCUUUUCCUUUUAAAAGGUCCCGAACUGCUUUAUCUUCUUCCUCUUUCAGUUGAAUACAGUGGCCAGUCGCCAACUAAAUAUAGCUAAUCACUUUAGGAAGAACUUCGUCAAUACUAAGGCCGCUAUUUUGAACUCAUCUAAAACCACAGGGAAUAUAAUUGGGAAACCCCUGAUGACUGAUUAGCCAAUCAGAAUUUCGCGUCCGCUCACGGACGCGAAAUAUGAGAAAACAUAUGGCUUUCCUGCAGGCGCUAUUUCAUUCUCGCCCCUUCCAUUUUUCGCCCUCCCCCCCUAAAUAGCGUCUGCUACGCAGGCUACAUUGGCUCUGGGGAAAUUGAAUUUUUCCUGUGCUGUGAUUGGUUUAACGUUUAUCAAUCGUGCAUGCCGACAAAGAACCGGAACCCCUAAAUUUAGGGGUUCCGGUUGUCAAUUUCCCCAGAGCCAAUGCCUUCCUAGCCCGCCCACAGUACGAGAUUGUAUUGUUAUAUAAAGUUUUGAGACGUCAAUAUUUUAAUAAAAAAGGUUUUGAAACGAAUGGCUACAGAAUCGAUUUUAAAUAUAGAUAUAUAUUGAUAUGAGAUAGAGCCUGCAUUCGAUUUUUUGGUUCAGAAGUCGUCAGAAAACUUAUACUUUGUCCCCAAGGGUGGGGCAUUUGCAUCUCAAUGUAAGUCCCCCAAAGGUGGGGAUUUUGUUGCAUUAUUUUGACCCCAUGGUGAGGCAUUUGCAAUGGUUUUUAUCCCCAAAUUGACAAAUGCCUGACAAACGCCCAAGUGGGGGGGGGGGGGGUGUGCAGGAUGGGCACCCAUGGAAUUGAUUGAGACAUUAAGGUAUCGGUUUACCGUCACAUAAUUUUCAAAAGUUGAUGCGGCUUUUUUUCAUUAUUUUAAAGGCGUCAAAUUCGACAAAUUUUGGCUGAUAAUUCAACAAAUAUUGACCAAAAAUUUGUAUAAUUUUUUACAACUCUUGUGCAUUUGGCAAACGCUAUAGUCUGUUGUAGGCUACAUUUCAAAAAUGUAAAUACAGACCGUAUUCUUGCAAAAUUUCAACAGAAAAUAAAUUUAUAAAGUACUUAAUAUAAAAGUAAGACAAAUAAUGAAAUAUAAUCAAAUAAAGAAAAUGAUACCUCAAUAAAAUGAUAUCUCAAUUCCAUCAGCCUUUAUAAAUUGUCAUGCCUAACGGCCUGAGGUACACCAAAGCAAUUGCCAGCAUAUGCCAAGGCUGUUUACUGAUUAUUUCUCCUGCCAGUACUAUACUAUUUCACAACUGAUUUUGAUUUUCUGAUUUAUAUCAAUACUACUGCUUUUAUUUAUUUUUUUAUUUAUUGUGCCGGCAAACUGCCAAGCAUUAGCCAAAGUGCGCCAACAGUGACACAAUCCCACGCCAGAUAUCUCCAGAAAAUUCUACAUGGAAUCUACUCUGCGUUUUUACUGUAUUUAUGAACGGAAGGCUGCAUUCCAAUGACUUUUCGUAGUUUGACAUUCUAAAAUAACUUACAACAGCAUACUAGGUAUGAUUAUUAAAUUUUAUUUGCAAAAAACUCAUUGGAUGGGUCUUAACCGCUUGCAGACAAAAGAUUAGUACAUGUAGCUACAUAAAUAAAAUUUGCCUCCAUUUUUAAAUUUUAUAAUUUGCCUUCACAACCCAGCCUUAUUUCCAGAAUCCUUUAAUUAAAUUAUUGCAACUAUGGAAAACUAAAUUUAUACACUUAUUAACGAACCCAAAAACUCAGUCUUGAAUUGAAUUUUGAAACUCAAUCUUGUCUUCGAAAAUUUAAGUGCAGUCAGGUUUGGGAUAAAUAUGUGACAUGGCAGUAAUCACCACCCGCACUCCUGAAAAUAUAUAUAUACAUGAAUUUGUGGUUACAGCUCGAAAACUGGCCUCUGCAGCUCUUCAGGGCCGCCGAGAGGGGAGGUGGCAGAAGGGGCAAAUUGCCCCGGGCCCCCACCUUAAUAGGGCCCAAACUUGAGAGUGAGAGCCUGAAAUUGAGUAGGUUCUUUAAAUUGGCCAGAGCAUUUUUGAAAUUGAGGGCCCCUUACAAUACCUCCACAUGCAGUCUAGCUAUUAUUAGGUCUAGCUUAAAAAUAAUGAUGUCAUGGGGCCCCCAGGGAAGAUUUGCCCUGUAGCUCUUCUUCAAUUCUGGCCAGAGGACCUAGUGUUGCAAUGUUUCAGAACGAUCCCCGGUUAGGUCUUAAAUUGUGGAUACAGCUACCGGUAUUUUAAUUAAGGUUGUCCCCGAGCAAAGCGGGCUUGCUGGGAAUCGCUAAAAAAUCAUUAGUUUUUUCAUGGGCAAUUCAGCAAGGUAAAAAAUUUAAACACAGCGUGGAUCCACGCCGUGGAAUUCAUUUCACAACACCAGAAAAACCAAGAAUGUCAACGCACAUAUUACAUUUCAUCUUCCAAGCAUUCAUUGUGCCGUCCAUUUAAACCAAAAGCAUGUAAAGGCUAAAAUUGUAAAUUUGGGGGUGAGGUGAUAAGAGAUGGCCCCAGAUCCCAGGCUGAACUCAAUCGUCUGUGCGAAAACGGACACAGUAAAAAAGUCCUGAAAAAACCCUGAUCAAUGGAACCACAUGCCCGAGCUCCCCCAAUUUUAAGCAUCACUUGAAAGUACCUUGAAAAUGAUGAAGAAUGGCCUCAAUAAUUUAUUCCCAGCUCAUCUUGUUCCCAAGUUAUCAGACAUUUUAUAUUUUUGUGUUAUGUUACUAGUUGUAUUAUUAUACAAGAAGAAAUUCUAAUAUCUCAGAAGUGAUUCAAUGAAAUUAAAUGAAAUUCAGUAAUUGGUACAGCUAGUACGUUCUCUUUCAAUCAAGGUUAACUUUCAAGUGAUGCACAAAAUUUUGGCAAUUUAAGAUUAUUAAUGGUCAUGAGCACUUUACAAGGCUUUAAAACGGCAAUUAUACCACAAUCAGGGCUGUGAGGGCACACCGGUUGCAAUUUUUGAACGAUUUACAGGAAAUUGCAACAGGUUCAAUGACAAUGCGUACUUUUUUGUUUGUAAUAUCUAAUGUAAUAUUUUGAUUUCUUUUCAAGACUGAGAUUGAGAGGCUAAAUGAAGAACAUUUGCGACACCAACGAAGACGCACACUUGAACAAGAAGAAGCGAACGCCAAAGCACGUGAAUAUUACUUAAAGAACAUGGGUCGAAUGGGAACAUUGCAACAAAAUGGUCAUCCACAAAGAUAUAUUGAUAUGAUCCCAGAACGGCAAGAUUCUGUCAACCGUGAUGAUUUGCGUCAUCAAGCACGUGUACUACGCGACAGCUGUCUGUACAUGGGUCCUGUGAAUGAGUAUUUUUGGUCCUAGCCAUGUAACACUUGCUGAUCGCUACAUUUGCACAUCGUGUAGAACACAUAUUGUAAAUUGCACAGAAAAGUGUCAGAAACAAUUCAAAACCUUUACGCAAUGAAUAAAAUAGCACAUGGCACAACAAAAUACCGAGGCAUAUUACAUUUAAAAAGUCAUAUUGAGUAUCCUUCGCACAAGUUCAGGUUGGGAAAUGUUCUGGCGAAAUUGUCGGGGGAUUCCUGGGACACCGGCCACUGUUUCAGUGCAUGUCGUCUUUCAAUUUUGCUUAACUUAACUUAACUUAACUUAAGCCCCGUUUACACUACGCUCAAUUUUUGGUACGGCACUGAUAAAAUUGGUACCCGUACCACUUUUUUGGUUCUUGGACCACCUAUUUAGCUUAGCCCCGUUUACACUACGCUCAAUUUUUGGUACCGUACCACUUUAUGGUUCUUGGACUACCUAAAUAGGUAGUCCAAGAACCAAAAAAGUGGUACGGGACCACGGGUACCAAUUUUAUCCGUGCCCUACCAAAAAUUGAGCGUAGUGUAAACGGGGCUUUAACUUACUUAACUUAACUGGCAAUCUUUUACAAUCAAUUCAACUAUCCAGUCUAUCCAUUUAUAAAUACAUUCGAUCUGCAAUACCAAUCUGAACACUGAGUUUUUCAAAGACAAAGACGAUCAAAAUGCACGGCUCACAAGUCUUUGAAAUUCUUACGAGUGUAUACAGUAUGAAAUUUUCCAAAUUGCACGAGAAACCAUACCACUGGCACUGUAUAUUACUAAUAAAUGUAUGCAAAAUUAUGCAGAAGAAAUUUAUUUCAUGAAUCAUGGUCACUUGCAUGCAUCAAACACAUGCUUACGCAUGCAUGCAUGCCACGUGCUUGCCCUGGAUUUCGGUAAAAGUAGUAUCAAAACAGCCUAGACCUAGGCCUUCUAUUUUUUUUUAUAUUUUUUUAAUAUUCAGCGCUUUUUCACAUGAAAAGACUGGGACUAGGUGAUUUGGGGGCGGGGUGGAGGAAGGACGCAAGCCUGACGCAAGCGAAAAAAUUUUCGAAAAAAUGUAUUAUUUAUUUUCUGAAUAAAAUAAUGAGAUCUGGUUUUCAUAGUGAAUAAAACAACUGCUAUAAAUUCCACUUGCAGUGAUGUUUCCAUAACUGCAACAAAGGUUUCCUUAGGUCAACUAAGUUGUGAUGUCACAGAGAUAGCUUGACAAUCUUCUUUAUUAUCCAUAUAAUGUCAAUAUACAGUACAAAACAUUUUAGAUACCAUAUAGUCAGGAUAGCAGAUAUGUUGUCACUUGUAAAUCCAUACACAUAGAAUUUCCAAAACUUUAUUGUAAUCAUAUGAAGCAAAGUUCUGUCACUUGUUGUUUACACUUGCCAAUGUUAACAGUAGAGUAACAUACACAAACUAUUUGAGGAACAUGGGAGACCACUGAUCAGUAGAGAAUGUUUUGAAGGUCACAAGUGAACUGUAUAAUUCCAUUCCAGUCCUGUGCACAGUUAAUGAUACAGCACACUGUUCGGUAUAAUUUUAACACAUCAUAUCCACACAAAAACAAUUAGUGUUGUGGGAGAAAAUCCGUUUGAAUAGAAGGUAUCUGUGAGUACAAGUUUGGUUUUGUACAUUGUCUGCCAUUGAUCAGAUCCAUCCAUAUGAUUAUUGUAGCUGUUAAGUUAUUUUCGUAUAGCCAUACUAAUGAAUUUCGGUAAGAUUGUCUUGCAAGUGGGUUGUUCUGAUGGAAUUAUCCAACAAAUAUAUCCAGUACAUUUAUUCGUCAUUGUUGUAUUAAUCUCUAAACAAAAACAUUUAUGUUAGAACGCAACAUGGUGGGUGGGAGGGGGUGUAAAAAAAACUUGCUUCCCUGGUGAUUCUGUUAUUAGCAUUUGAAUUUUGAAAAUUAGUAAAUUUUGUUUAACUCUAAUGUGUAUAAAACCAAAAUGUGUAAGUAUUUAAGUGAAUUGUGUCCAGUGACUCUUGUCCCAAUAUAGAAAUAUUUCUAUCAUGACAUUGCUAAGUUUGCUUUAAUGAGAACAAUUAAUUAAGGCACAAACUGCUUUAUAUGAUCUGAGAAAUAAGUUUCUAAAAUGUGUGAACUAACUUGCGACUCUGGAAGAUUUGUAUAAAUAUGAUCUAUUAAUGUCCUAUUGUCUGUAAUGACAUUUGACACCAAU
This is a messenger RNA of Paramuricea clavata, 9139 nucleotides long. The record is from the annotation of a GenBank genome assembly. Lineage: Eukaryota; Metazoa; Cnidaria; Anthozoa; Malacalcyonacea; Plexauridae.